AACACUUUGAGUGUAACACGCCGCUUGGCAGUCAUGUCGGCGUUGGAGUCGGGUCGCUCCGUGUUUGGAGAGUAGAGUCAGAUUUCUGUUCACAAUAAGUCUUUCUGUGCUUCUUAUCCACGGGGAUACGUUUUAGUUUGAGAUUAUGUGUUGAAGCGGAGCCGCGUGUUUGCUGCAGCGUCGGUUUAUUUUGAGUUAUUUGUUGGAGCCAUGGCAGCACUAUCAGAGGAGGUGCUGCUGGUGUUGAAGAAGGUCCGUCAGAGGAAGCAGGAUGGCACCCUGUAUCUGAUGGCUGAACGUAUAGCCUGGAGCCCCGAGGGCAAAGACCGCUUCACAGUCAGCCACUUGUACGCAGACAUCCGCUGCCAGAAGAUCAGCCCGGACGGUAAAGCCAAAAUUCAGCUCCAGCUGGUCCUGCACACCGGCGAGAGUACCACAUUCCACUUUUCCAAUGAGAGCACUGCGCUCAAAGAUAGAGAUGCUGCCAAAGAGCUGCUGCAGCAGCUUCUGCCCAAGUUCAAGAAGAAAGCCAACAAGGAGCUAGAGGAGAAGAACAGGAUGCUGCAAGAAGAUCCAGUGCUUUUCCAGUUAUAUAAGGAUCUCGUGGUGAGCCAGGUGAUCAGUGCUGACGAAUUCUGGGCCAACAGGUUAGGAGACAUAAGCAAUGCAGACCCUGCACUAUACAACAACAACAACAAACAGGAAGUCGGUAUAUCUGGAGCCUUUCUGGCAGACAUUAGACCUCAGACGGAUGGCUGCAAUGGCUUGAGAUAUAAUCUGACUGCUGACAUUAUUGAAUCCAUCUUCAGAACAUACCCUGCAGUGAAGCAGAAGUACAGUGAAAACGUGCCUCAUAACCUGACGGAGAAGGAGUUCUGGACCCACUUUUUCCAGUCCCAUUAUUUUCACAGAGACCGCAUCAACACAGGAACACAGGAUAUCUUCUCAGAGUGUGCCAAGCAGGAUGAAAAGGGCUUAAAAUCAAUGGUGGUUCAAGGAGUGAAGAAUCCUCUGGUCGACCUCUUGUCAUUAGAAGAUAAAACAUUAGAUGAGGGUUAUGGAGUUCGCACAGCGCCACCCUCAACUUCCAAUGCAAACAGGACUGUGAAGGAAAGCAGCAACGCUGCCAUCAUAAAGCGGUUCAACCAUCACAGUGCCAUGGUGCUGGCAGCUGGCUCACGCAAGGGGGAAACACCAACUGACCAAGCUAGUGAGACGAGCAGUACAGAUGGAAACUCGAAGGAUUCAGACUUCUUCCAGCCUCCUGUAAAGAAGGUUAAAUUACAAGAAGCCAUUGAGUAUGAAGAUCUGCAAAGGGAGAACAGAAUAAAAACCGUUGCAUUAAACCUCAAGAAGUCUGACAGGUAUGCUCAUGGUCCUGUGCCACUUCAGUCCCAACAUUAUACGACAAGCCAGGAUAUCAUCAACUCUGUCAACUACAUCCAGCACGAGAUGGUCAAUUACAAACCCAACCUCACUCAGGUGUUGUCCAGCACAGCUGCUAGUUCUGCCAUUGCAGCUCUUUCUCCAGGUGGCAUCCUCAUGCAGACAGGAGCACAGCAAGCCAUAAACCAGAUGAUACCCACUGAGGUUCAAGGGGAAUUGAAGCAUCUUUAUGCAGCUGCUGGAGAGUUGUUGAGACACUUCUGGUCCUGUUUUCCUGUAAACACACCAUUUUUGGAAGAGAAGGUGAUAAAAAUGAAGUCAAACCUCGAGAGAUUUCAGAUGACCAAGCUUUGUCCUUUUAAGGAGAAGAUUCAGCGUCAGUACUUAAGUACAAAUCUCACAGGGCAUUUGGAAGAGAUGUUUCAGACAGCCUAUAGCAAGUUUCACAUCUGGCAAACCCGCCGCAUGAUGAGGAAAACCUGAGGUUCAACUGACGGUUUGUCAAAGAGAAGACAAGGAAGACAUUAAAGUAUACGGACAAAUGGCCUGUGAAGAUUCUCCAGACUGCUGUGACGAGACCACAGAUCACAUCCUGAUGGGACGUGGUUCACAGAGGGGAUAUAGAUGGACGCUGCACUAACUGUUCAACAGAGACUAACUGCAUCUCAGUCACAAAUAACUGUAAUUAGUUUAUUUUUCUUUGUGUUUUCUCAAUGGUUAAGAGAUUGUUGCCGGUAAAAUGGUUAAAUGGGACUUUAAAAAAAAUAAAUAAAUAAAAUAAUGGUGGAACAUGACCAAAUUUCAGAUGGAAAAUCAGAAAAGCACUCAGGACUACAGGGUGAGAUGCAAGCUGCCAACAAUGUGUUUCAUCAGUGCACGGAGCAGGAAAACGUCUCUGAGCACUGGGUCGAUUUUGUGGAACAAAGUUCCAGAAAAGUGAAUAUAGCAAUACUGUUAAGACAUUUCACACUUGAGUGCAUUAGUGUGUGUGCGUGAGUGUGUGUGUGUGUGCGUGAGUGUGUGUGUGUGUGACUGAAAUCACACUGUCACUGGUUUGUAAUGUCUGCACUGAAUGUUACUCUGAAUUAAAAUGAGGCAUAAAGCUUUUUGUUCUAGUAAA
Messenger RNA from Larimichthys crocea (large yellow croaker), 2506 nucleotides. It is a transcript of the gene gtf2h1, whose product is annotated as general transcription factor IIH, polypeptide 1. The coding region runs from base 211 to 1869 and encodes 552 amino acids. NCBI's taxonomy places the organism in Eukaryota, Metazoa, Chordata, Actinopteri, Sciaenidae. Gene Ontology annotation, biological process: DNA-templated transcription; nucleotide-excision repair. The record is from RefSeq and is a predicted model, not a curated record. Gene Ontology annotation, cellular component: transcription factor TFIIH core complex. The transcript is spliced from 15 exons.